CAGCCUGGCCUUGAAUGCCUCCAGGGAUGGGGCAUCCACAGCCUCCUUGAGCAAAAUGUUUAGUUAAUGUUUAGGUGCACUCUUAGAUUUCUUUUCACGACUUCAGACUUAUAAUGGUCUGUUGCUGUGACCCAUAGCUAGCCCACAGCUCAGAGAAGACAGAAGUUGGAAAGCCCUUAGAACCUCUCAGUUCUAUAACAUGUUUCUAAAACAUUAUGAAUCGUCCUAGCUUUAUUUCCUCAGCUAUGCAAUCCUGUUACAAACUCUACUCAAGCUUUGCUUGGGUUCUCUAUUUUCCUUUAUUUUUUCUUCCAAUCUCAUUUGCAGGUAGAAAAAAAGUGUUCAGAAAUUGCCACAGUACUGGCGUUACUUUUUCUGUGGUAAGAACAGAACUUCUCUAUAAAGAUUAAAUUACCUCCAAAAACAGGUGGCAAUGUGAAAAAUGUCACUUAGAGCUAUUUAGAGCUACCUUUUUUUUUUUUUUUUUUUCCCCUAAGUUUGGAGUAUUGCAAUGUGUAAGGUAAAUGAGCAGCCAGCAGUUACCACAACACACAGCAGUGGUUCCUGGCACCAGCAGGUGAGUUUCACACUCCAACCAGAGGAGGUCCAGAGGCGGACUGCUUCUAUUCAUAUAUGUGAAGUGCCAAAUUUCACAUAUAUAUAUGUGUGUACAUAUAUCUUUACUUAUUUAUAUAUUUUAUAUAUAUGACACUAUAUUUAGGGUUUUUUCUUCUUACAGUUCUGUUGUGUGAGGGCACAGUUAUUAUUUAAGAGAACAUCACUAUGUCAUCGAUCAGCAGUGAUGUUUUCUCUCCUGUGUAUUAUGUCACUUGGUGCAAACAUGACCACCUGACAGCCCUGCCUCCAGACCACAGCCAUCUAGGGACUGAGACCAACAGCUUUGAGUCCAACUCAGCAUUACACCCUUGUCUGUUAGCUCCUGAAGAUGGCAAUGGAUUAACGCUCCCAUUUUUCUGCUGUUUCACUCUUUGUAAGCACUAUUACCUUUCCAAAUGCUGUACAUUAAAUGACAGCUCCCAAAGCAGAGGAAGACCUUCACACUCCGUUAGGAAAGUGCUAAUGAUGAAAAAUCUCUGAAAGCUUUGUGUGUCUCGGGAGUUUGAGGGACAGCACAUUUUGAGAGUGUGUCCUGGCUACGGUGUGACUCACACGUUAUCUACCAGGUUAGAGCUCCGUACACCUCGCUCCUCCUGCCAAUAAGCAUUUGUUUGCUGCCUUCCAGCCACGAACCAAACACCCGAAUUGGCUUUAAAUAGUUUAACAGCUGCGCACACAUAAGUAGCUGAAUCUUUCAGAAGCAGCUGAGUGCAGCACCGCUGAUUUCCAGCAUGCAAAUUGGACAGAACUGGGGGGAAAAGCCCUCUUUCUAUGACUGUCUCUCCUACAACUUUCUACUUGUCCAUCUUCCCUCCAGCACAAUGAACAAUCUGCAAUUUGGGGGUAGUCACCACAUACCUGUAACGGCUCUUGGCUGCUUCACACCAAGUGAAGGCCAGUCCACAGUCAGGCCUGGCUCCAGGGACAAACUGCUCUCCCCAUGCCAACUACUUGCUGGAAACAGCUGAGGAUUCAAGCCUUUACACUCUCUCACCUUCACUCAUCUAUAUAAAGAAACACAAAACACAGAGCUGUGCCCUUUGAAAUAGGGAGGAAAAAAAAAGAGUGAGAAGGAAAGAAGGAUGUGGUUAUUUAGUAAGAGUACUGGCAGAGCAUGGUCUUUAAGCAAAUGCUCUCGUGUUCUGUAGAACAACCUGGACUGAAGCAAUCCUGCUGAACUUCUUGCUAAGAUUCAGAAGCUGAAGCAAUCCUGGGGCUGCAGGCAAUUUCUUCAGGACGCUCUUAGAGGGCAGAAAAAAUUCUCUUCAGAAGAGAAAACACGUUGCCUGUCUCUUAAGAAAGUGGAAGAGGAGUUGGGAAAUGGUAAAUCUCUAAGCCUGGCUUCGGUAUUUGGACUGGAGUCACCCGCUGCAGAAUCUGUUGUGAGCACCCAGACGACAUCUCAGCAGGGAGAGAUGACCAACAUCAGUGAAGAAUGCAACUUUACAAGCAUCGACAGAUUAGCAGAGACCCUCCGGUUUGGGAUCUCCAUCCCCACCUUCAUUCUUGGCUUGGUUCUCAACACCCUGGCCCUCUCAGUAUUCUGCUGCUUUUGGAAGAAACAAACCAAAACCUCAGUCUAUAUGAUCAAUCUGGCACUUGCAGAUGUUCUGCUGCUUCUCUCCCUCCCACUUAAGCUGCACUACUCUAUUGCAGAAGCACCCGGACUCCUGUGUGCCUUUAUACAGUCACUGUACUUUGUCAAUACCUAUGGCAGUAUCUUCAUCAUUGUUUGCAUUACUGUUGAUAGGUACAUCUGCUUAAAGCAUCCAUUUGAAGGUCGAGCUAACCAAUCCCCCAGGUGGGCAAUCUUGAUUUGCUGUUUUAUCUGGGCAGUAGCUUGGCUUUGCAGCAGCCCAAUAUAUGUGUUUCAAAAGAAAGAUUCUUUAAAAUGUUUUCACAACAUGUCAGAUGAGGCCUGGAGUGUCCCUCUCAUCGUUUCUGUGGAGAUCUUCGGAUUUCUGAUUCCACUCUCAGUGAUGGUUUUCUGCUCUGCACAAAACAUCUGGAUUCUUCUGAAUCACAAAAACAGAGCCAAAGAGAAAGUAGAAGAUUCCUUACGAGUCAUUAUCAUCAACCUUGUUGUCUUUUUGGUAUGUUUCACACCUGUCCAUCUUGCCAUCUGCCUGCAGUGCCUGGUAAGACAGCAUGUGAUAGUGGACUGCUUCCUGAAACAAACCAUCAGCCUCUUCAUCCAGGUGUCAAUGAUACUAGCCAACCUCAACUGCUGCCUGGAUGCCAUCUUCUAUUACUUCGCUGCCAAAGAAUUCCGUGAAAAAACACACCUGAAAAAAAUUAUUCAGCGAUGCCCUGUCUUUAAGCCUUGUGCCACAUGAUAGGACCUUUUGCAAUAGAAGAAUGCCUCUUCCUUGGCUGCCACUUGCCCUGCAGGUAGAACACUGACAGCAUUAUUCCCAACAUGGCAGUAAGGCCAGCUUGGCCGUUGCAGGAAGGGCACAGGAGGGAGAAGGACAAUAUUUUUCUCACAAAUGUGAAUAUUUAUCUUCUUUUUUAGAGAUCAAAGGGGAAGAAUGUGGGGAAAAAAGAACCAGCAUUAUGAAAAUAUCAGUGAUGCCAAAAGAAGCAUUAGCCUUGAUGCAAUCUAUUAAACUGAAAGGCUUGUCAGAGGAAAACUACCAAGGUCACUGGACUGCCAAUUAAAAUCAGCCUUUGCCAUCACCACAGUGGUUUUCCUUUCACCAGUGUGAUCAGAAACUUGUUGCUCUGGGCCAGUCAAACACAGAAAUAACUUCAACACCUUCUUGCUAACUUAGAAGGUAACUAAGAGAUACAAGAAAGUAUCUGGCCAAAAGCCUGGCUCUGCUCUUUCCUUCUGGAAACCCUGCAGAAGGUCUCUGUUGGAGCUCCUUUGCUCCAAAAUCUUGGCUGGCCCUCCCAUAAGCAUUAUAAACCAUCAUACACCAGCCAGGGCUAUUCCACAUAGGACCAGGCUGCCCAGGACAUGACAACACGUCUUUAUACAACACCCCAUCUUGGGUAACAGCAACAAACAACAAACCUUUCUGAUAAUUGUCGCUCAGGAAUUAGCAUGGUUUUAUCCUGCAACUUUAAAACAGCUUUUGCACAUUAAAAACAAAAUAACCCCUUCAAAUACUGCAUUUAGUGAAAGGCUGUACAUACGGAAGCGUAGGUAAUCAUUCUAAGAUAUAACAAGAUAGAUGUAUGAAAAUUUUCUGCCUGUCUUCUCAUUCUUUUUUGGGGAAGAAGAACGUACGUAAGCAAGUACAACGUCACAAGCAUGAAAUACAGUUGGGAGCACUUGUCUGAUGUACUCCAGGCUCCCAGACGAAACACUGGAUCAGCUCUGUCAAACUCAUUCCUCAGAGGAGUCCUCCUAGUCUGGACUUUCCAUUUCACAAAAUGUCUCUGGACGUGCCUUAAUCACUCUGUGCCAGCUCUUCUGGUGUGUCACUGCCCUUGGGCCGUUUGUACAUUCAGCCCUGAGUUGAAGCUAAAGGCUUCCUUAUUGCAAUGUAAGCCUCCUAUUUCUUGUACCAUUAUAUUGUUAUGGUUUAUGCUCUUACCCAGAAGCACUUUCACAUCAAGAAAUCCAUUUCUGUGUCUUUAAAAAACAGCCAUAAAAUUGCUUUAAAUUGUGGGAACCAGGUCUUUUUUCUGAGGCAGAUACUCCUUUUAUUUAAAAUUGGAAAAGAAAUUGGCUUCUGUUUGAAGGAAAGAAACAAAAGACACAGGACUAGUUUCGAAAAUAGAAUUUUCAGUCAAUUGAUUUCUAAAUAAAUGACUGAUUGCACAAGUGGGCAGCUGUACACAUCUCAUACUGGACCUAAUGUAAGAGUGCUUUACAGCUCACUAAUACUAGAUAUUGCCCAGCUGAGUCAUGAGAGGAGCUCAGAGACAAACAGGUUUUUAUCAUCACCUUUGCCAUAAUCUGCUGUUACGCUGAAAGAGAAGUUUUACAAAACAGGAGGUCUGCAAAACAUUAUUUGCUACUGCCUCGAUCAUUCAGAAACCUGCAUCCUUUUCAGUAUGAGAUAGCCUUUCUUUCUUGUACUUUUUGCAUUACUUUGCAUAUGAGAUGUGUGUUUUGGAAAGAACAUGUUCUAGAAAAUAAACUGUAUGUGUGAAAUGUA
Messenger RNA from Phasianus colchicus (ring-necked pheasant), 4730 nucleotides. It is a transcript of the gene GPR55, whose product is annotated as G protein-coupled receptor 55. Gene Ontology annotation, biological process: positive regulation of Rho protein signal transduction; phospholipase C-activating G protein-coupled receptor signaling pathway. The record is from RefSeq and is a predicted model, not a curated record. Gene Ontology annotation, molecular function: cannabinoid receptor activity. Gene Ontology annotation, cellular component: plasma membrane. NCBI's taxonomy places the organism in Eukaryota, Metazoa, Chordata, Aves, Galliformes, Phasianidae.